Messenger RNA from Elgaria multicarinata webbii, 5407 nucleotides. It is a transcript of the gene SF3B1, whose product is annotated as splicing factor 3b subunit 1. Gene Ontology annotation, biological process: spliceosomal complex assembly. Gene Ontology annotation, molecular function: mRNA binding. The record is from RefSeq and is a predicted model, not a curated record. Gene Ontology annotation, cellular component: catalytic step 2 spliceosome; U2 snRNP; U12-type spliceosomal complex. The transcript has 22 exons. Lineage: Eukaryota; Metazoa; Chordata; Lepidosauria; Squamata; Anguidae. The coding region runs from base 1456 to 4929 and encodes 1157 amino acids.
UCUUUAGACAUUUGAUUUCUGUUGGCAUGCUUAUAAAUUCAGGAAUUUUUUAGUUUAUAUAGUUUAAGAGUUGGUUGAAAUCAUAGUUUGCCAUUUUGUUCAUCCUUUGUAAUGCAGAUUUUCUUUCCAGGUAGAAGGACAAGAAAAUAAUGAGCCAUUGCCAUAGAAACACAAAGGGUUAAAGGUUUCUCUUUUCUUUUUGCUUUGGGUGAUAUAUAUAUAUUAUACUUUGAGCAACUUGUAUAUUAUAGUGCUCAAGAAUCUUCCAGCUUACUGGAAGCUUCAGAUCCAAAAUUAGAAUAUAAAAGAAUUACUGCCUUUAAAAUGCUAACUAGCAAAUCGGAGCAGUUGAUUCUACAAUUCUGAUUAUUUCGGAAGUUUAGUUAAGUGAAGCAAAAGUAGCAUUAAGAGGCUUUGAUACUUUUUAAUAGUUCAAGUCUGUUCUGAUUAUUUUAGAAUCUAAGUCAGUGCAAGGGGCAGUAGUGGGCCUGAUGGAAACUUUCCUCAGGUGAGUCAGCUUGACAAGUAACCUUAGAGCACCUGUUGAUUAGAAAUAUAAUUGGUUGCAGGUUUUUGUAAAUUAGCAUUUCAGCCUGCAUGAAUUAAUAGGGAUAUGGAUUUUACUUGCUUAACUGUCAUUGAUAUAAACAUGUAUUGUCAGAAUUCACAGGCCCAUACUAACUGUCCUUAAUUUCUUUCCUACAGCAGUACUGCUAUAUGCCAGUCCUGUCUGCAUUCUUAAGGGUGCAGUUCAACACAUCCUGUGUAGAUAAUGGUGAAAAAGUAUCCCAAAGGAAAGUCCUAUCAAAGCUAGUGUCAGAAUGACACUGCCAAUUGGGCAAUGAACUUCAGCAUAGAAAAUGUAUUAAGAAUUUUACUUUGUCCUAAAUUAGUAAUGCUAUACUACCUGUAUAGCCAAUCUGCACAUAAAGAGUAGUGCUUCCUUGAUGAGUUUGUUACUAUAUAGUUGGGCUUCUGUAAAAUAUUUAAAGUUAGAAUAAAUUCAAGGUACAGAUUAGCAUAUCUUAGGAUGUGGAAAAACAUUUUGCCUGUGAGUAUCCUUAUGAUGAUAAAUGUAGUUUACUGCAAUCAGCUCACAAUUGUAAUUGUACCAUCAGUAUCUGUGGGGGGAGAAAUUGGGUGCUCUUAAAGUGAAGCCCUUUAACAUGCCUCCACAAAAUGAGGAUCUGGGAAUGGUUAUCCAGAUUCAUCAAACAUAUACGCUGGUCUAUAAGAUAAAGCAAUUUGAGUCAUUAUCUAGGUUUACAAUAGUUUCAUAGUCAGAUAACAUAGGCUUUAUCAGCUUGAACAAGGUAAUGUGUUGAUUAUAAAUAUCUUUCCAAAGUGUUACUAAUGGUAAAGAGAUAAUUUUCUAGGCUUCUAUUCUGCUGCUUGAAGUCAGAACUGCUGAUGGAGACAAAGGCACGAAAGUGAGGGAAGACACCUGAUCCUAAAAUGAAUGCCAGAACAUAUAUGGAUGUUAUGCGUGAACAACAUUUAACAAAAGAAGAGAGGGAAAUUAGGCAGCAACUAGCAGAAAAGGCCAAGGCUGGUGAACUUAAAGUCGUCAAUGGUGCUGCAUCCCAGCCACCUUCAAAACGCAAACGGCGUUGGGAUCAGACUGCUGACCAGACUCCUGGCACCACACCGAAGAAACUGUCAAGCUGGGAUCAAGCUGAGACCCCUGGACAUACUCCAUCUUUGCGCUGGGAUGAAACGCCUGGUCGUGCAAAGGGUAGUGAGACGCCUGGAGCAACCCCUGGCUCUAAAAUAUGGGACCCAACUCCCAGUCAUACACCAGCAGGAGCUGCAACACCUGGGCGUGGUGAUACACCUGGUCACGCAACACCAGGCCAUGGAGGUGCAACUUCCAGUGCAAGGAAAAAUCGAUGGGAUGAAACUCCCAAAACAGAAAGAGAUACUCCUGGGCAUGGGAGUGGUUGGGCUGAAACUCCUCGUACUGAUCGAGGUGGCGAUUCCAUUGGUGAAACACCAACUCCUGGAGCAAGUAAAAGAAAAUCACGAUGGGAUGAAACACCUGCAAGUCAGAUGGGUGGGAGCACCCCUGUGUUAACACCUGGCAAAACACCGAUUGGUACACCAGCUAUGAACAUGGCAACCCCUACGCCAGGUCACAUAAUGAGCAUGACUCCUGAACAGCUCCAAGCAUGGCGAUGGGAGAGAGAGAUUGAUGAGAGGAAUAGGCCACUUUCUGAUGAAGAGCUGGAUGCGAUGUUUCCUGAGGGAUACAGGGUUCUUCCUCCUCCAGCUGGUUAUGUUCCUAUUCGUACUCCAGCUCGUAAACUUACAGCAACUCCCACACCUCUGGGUGGCAUGACUGGAUUCCACAUGCAAACAGAAGAUAGGACCAUGAAAAGUGUCAACGACCAGCCCUCAGGAAAUCUUCCUUUCCUAAAGCCAGAUGACAUACAGUACUUUGAUAAACUGCUGGUUGAUGUUGAUGAAUCAACACUUAGUCCAGAGGAACAGAAAGAGAGAAAAAUAAUGAAAUUGCUUUUGAAGAUUAAGAACGGCACCCCUCCAAUGAGAAAGGCUGCAUUGCGACAGAUUACUGAUAAAGCUCGUGAAUUUGGAGCAGGCCCACUUUUCAAUCAGAUUUUACCCCUGCUGAUGUCACCAACGCUUGAAGAUCAAGAGCGCCAUUUGCUUGUCAAAGUUAUUGACAGAAUCUUAUAUAAAUUAGAUGACUUGGUCCGACCAUAUGUGCACAAGAUUCUUGUGGUCAUUGAACCAUUGCUGAUUGAUGAGGACUACUAUGCCAGAGUGGAAGGCAGAGAAAUUAUUUCCAACUUGGCUAAGGCAGCUGGUCUGGCGACCAUGAUCUCCACCAUGCGACCCGAUAUUGAUAACAUGGAUGAAUACGUUCGUAACACAACAGCUCGAGCCUUUGCAGUCGUUGCCUCUGCUCUGGGCAUUCCGUCUCUCUUGCCCUUUUUGAAAGCUGUGUGCAAAAGCAAGAAGUCGUGGCAAGCCAGACACACCGGUAUCAAGAUUGUGCAGCAAAUUGCUAUUCUUAUGGGCUGUGCAAUUUUACCUCAUCUCAGGAGUCUGGUUGAAAUCAUUGAGCACGGCUUGGUGGAUGAGCAGCAGAAAGUUCGCACCAUCAGUGCUUUAGCUAUUGCUGCUUUAGCUGAGGCAGCAACUCCCUAUGGUAUUGAAUCCUUUGACUCUGUUCUAAAGCCCCUGUGGAAGGGCAUACGUCAACACAGAGGAAAAGGUCUGGCUGCCUUCUUGAAAGCUAUUGGGUACCUUAUUCCACUUAUGGAUGCAGAGUAUGCCAACUACUAUACCAGAGAAGUAAUGUUAAUCCUUAUCAGAGAGUUCCAGUCUCCUGAUGAAGAAAUGAAAAAGAUUGUGUUGAAGGUAGUAAAGCAGUGCUGUGGGACAGAUGGUGUUGAAGCAAACUACAUUAAAACAGAAAUUUUGCCCCCGUUUUUCAAGCAUUUCUGGCAGCAUAGAAUGGCACUGGACAGGAGAAAUUACAGACAGUUAGUUGACACAACUGUGGAGCUUGCAAACAAAGUUGGAGCAGCAGAAAUUAUUUCCAGGAUAGUGGAUGAUCUUAAAGAUGAAGCUGAACAGUACAGAAAAAUGGUUAUGGAGACCAUUGAAAAGAUCAUGGGGAAUCUGGGUGCAGCUGAUAUUGACCACAAGCUGGAGGAACAACUUAUUGAUGGCAUCCUGUAUGCCUUCCAAGAGCAGACCACAGAGGAUUCUGUGAUGUUGAAUGGUUUUGGUACAGUGGUCAACGCUCUCGGCAAGCGUGUUAAACCAUACUUGCCCCAGAUCUGUGGUACAGUUUUGUGGCGUUUGAACAACAAAUCGGCCAAAGUAAGACAACAAGCUGCUGACCUGAUAUCUCGUACUGCAGUUGUCAUGAAGACUUGUCAAGAGGAAAAAUUGAUGGGACACUUGGGAGUAGUGUUAUAUGAGUACCUCGGUGAAGAAUAUCCUGAAGUAUUGGGCAGUAUUCUAGGAGCACUUAAAGCCAUUGUGAAUGUCAUAGGUAUGCACAAAAUGACGCCUCCAAUUAAAGACCUGCUGCCUAGGCUCACACCUAUCUUGAAGAACAGGCAUGAAAAAGUGCAGGAGAAUUGUAUUGACCUGGUUGGACGUAUUGCAGACAGGGGGGCAGAAUACGUUUCUGCAAGGGAGUGGAUGAGGAUCUGCUUUGAACUGCUAGAGUUAUUAAAAGCCCAUAAAAAAGCUAUCCGAAGAGCAACUGUGAACACGUUUGGUUAUAUUGCUAAAGCUAUUGGACCCCAUGAUGUGCUGGCGACACUGCUAAAUAAUCUGAAAGUACAAGAAAGACAAAACAGAGUAUGUACUACAGUAGCGAUAGCUAUUGUAGCUGAAACCUGCUCCCCUUUCACAGUACUGCCUGCCCUCAUGAAUGAAUACAGAGUUCCAGAAUUGAAUGUCCAGAAUGGCGUAUUAAAAUCUCUUUCCUUCCUCUUUGAAUAUAUUGGAGAAAUGGGAAAGGACUACAUUUAUGCUGUAACACCAUUGCUUGAAGAUGCUUUAAUGGACAGGGACCUUGUUCACAGGCAAACAGCUAGUGCUGUAGUACAGCAUAUGUCUCUUGGGGUGUAUGGCUUUGGCUGUGAAGACUCUUUGAAUCACUUGUUAAACUACGUGUGGCCCAACGUGUUUGAGACAUCACCUCACGUCAUCCAAGCAGUUAUGGGAGCACUGGAGGGUCUGAGGGUUGCGAUUGGCCCCUGUCGAAUGUUGCAGUAUUGUUUACAGGGUUUGUUUCACCCUGCCAGAAAAGUCAGAGAUGUGUAUUGGAAGAUCUAUAACUCCAUCUACAUUGGUUCACAGGAUGCUCUAAUAGCACAUUAUCCACGAAUCUACAAUGACGAAAAGAACACCUACAUUCGUUAUGAACUCGAUUAUGUCUUGUAAUCUUAUUUCUUAUUUGUUUUGUGUUCAGUACACAGCUAUUCCACACUUGGUUCAGAUCUGGUGAUGUACAAUUUUUAAGACACUGCAGAUCACCAUAGAACGGAUCAGAGGCAGAGCUUAGAAAUCCAGUAGCAUGAUUUUUAAAUAACAUGUCCUUGUUGAUUUUGAUGUUAAAGCCAGUAGUGACCAAGAACGCAGUGAUUACACAGAGUACUGGAAAGAUUUCAUUUUGGAUUCAUCUUGAUGAGGAUUUAGAUUCCAUUCCUUGUGUUUAAAGGGGCUGUUUAUUUGAGAAAUAAACAUUUGUGUAUAAAAUAUUAAUGGUUAUGUGUGUGUUUGAACAUUUUUGGACAGGGAGACAUGUUAACCAGUCUCUGAUAGAUCGUCAAGCAGUUUAUGUAAAAAGGUGGCAUACUGCAUUUUAACCCUCUUUGUCAUACCCUAGCUUUUGAAUAAAUAAGAAAAAUGUUCGCUUUUU